UGAAUGGUCAGUUCCAAUACUAAUCAAGUGUUUUAUUAAUGCAGUGACAUGUGCAGAAGAAACAUAAUAUUCAUAAAUACACAGAGAAAAAAGAAGAUAUCAGGAAUUCGUAUUUAAAACUAGACUCUUGAUUAAUCCAAAAACAGAGAUUAAGUGGGUGUCACGUCGCCAGCAAACAAGUAAAGAUUUACGGUUCAGUUGAUUUUGGGUGAUGUAACUUAAUGCGUAUUUUGAUUGACUUUCAUCGACGAAGUUUUUCGAAAAUAUUGAGUCUGCUUGUAGUAAUCCAAUAAAAUGACUUUCAUCGUUUACAUCGAAAAACAUUUAAAUGGACUAGGUAAACACGAGUCAAAUUUAACAAGAACCAAAUGUUCGGACUUUAAAACAUAUUUUCAUUAAAUUUAAAAGUAAAACGUUUUUUUUCUCCGUGUGUGUGUUAAAAAUAACAUUCGCUGAUCUCUACUAUACGGUCGACGCAAACUCCAUGUUAUUCUCCAAUUGACAAUAAUUUAGUUUAGUUCUUGGUAUAGAGCUGACAUCAAGUGAAAAAUAAAAAACGAACCAGGAAAGCAGUAAUUUUAGUGAAAAUUGUUUCAAUUUAAGGAAGACAUUCGUCUAUUCGUGACAUUCAUCUACAUAAUCUGUACGACGAACGACAAACAAAAUGAUAGUGAAACAAAGACGGUUGAUCGUGUGUACGAUUUCUAUAAUUUUCCUUUUAAUUGUACAACAUUGUGACGCAGCAAGGAGCAGUGGUUCUAGAAAGUCAUCGUCUGGUCGUGGAUCGACAUCGGGUCGUGGAACAUCAACGGGUAAUAGUGGAAAUAGUGGUAGCAGUGGCAGUUGGUGGUCACGAGUAACUGGCGGUGGAUCGAGUUCAUCAUCGUCCAAGGUCAGUUCAUCUGCAACGCAAAAGAAACCCGAACCGAGUGCACCGCGAUACGAAGAGAAGAAACCUAUCGGAUGGAAUGUGCAAGGCGUUAACAAUAAUCCAGGUGCACCGCCACCAUAUUCCAAUACUCACACUAAGGGUUUGUCGAAUCCUAGUUUGCAAAAUGCACCACCGUAUUCGAAAAACAGUCCGCCUGGACAUCAGACUAUUCAAUCGAACAAUAAUCCGAAUCAAUAUCAAGGCUUAAAUUAUCCAAGAAAUACAGGGCAACAGUCGGCUGGCUAUCCGGUACAGUCGAAUGUGCAGGGUCAAUAUCCAGGAAUAAAUUAUCCAAAGAAUGCGGGACAACAACAGUCCGGAUAUCCUGGCGGUGCUUAUCAAGGUGGACACUAUCCAAAUCAAGGAGGACAUUAUCCUAAUCAAGGAGGAUAUUACCCGAAUCAAGGAGGAUAUCAUCCCAAUCAAGGUGGACAUUAUUCUGGAAUGAAUUAUGGUGGUGGUGCUUAUCCCGGCUAUUCGGGGUAUAGUCCAGCAGCUCCGAAUGGUUAUUUUGCUAGUGGGUAUCCUGUCGGCAUAGUAUCUGGUAACAGUGGACGCUCCGGUUCGGGGAGCACUCUGACAAAUGCGUUACUAGCUGGAACUGUUGGACUUGGUCUCUACAAUGCUAUUCGACCAUAUCCGUCAUAUUCGGGUAGCAAUUAUGGAGGUUAUGGUGGUGGUGCUGGUGGUGGUUCGACUAUUCACAAUCAUUACUACAACAAUCAAGCUCCGGGAUCCAAUCCAAAUUCUGCACAGGCCCCAGUACAAGCUCCUGCGCAAGCUCCAGCUCAAGCAACACCAUCUAAUCAGAAUACGAACGUAGAUCAAACACCGCUUGCACCGAUGCCUGGUCAGGUUGGCAUUCCGCUUGCAAAUAACAAUUCAGGAGACCCCACAAAUGCUUUGGUUACUCCCCCACCACCAACGCUAGCUCCAAACGAGAAAAUUACCGAUCUGGACUGUGUCUAUGCCAUGAAAAUUUUGAACUGCUCAGAGAUUCCUCAAUGUCCUCAAGAGUGGCUGCACCCGUCGUGCUUAAACCGAACUAUAUCCAAGGAAUACUUUGAUAGUAUAACAUUACCACCGCCUCCAUCGCCGCCACCGAUGCCAGAAGCGAGUCAAAUUCCACCAGAAAAAUUAGCUGAUCCACGUGAUAUGACCGACUUGCGUCAAAAUAAAAAUGAAGAUCGAAAUUCGAAUGUGUAUUCGGCAAAUAGUCAACAGAUGCCGAUUGUUUCCCCCUCAAGUUCUUCAAGUAGAGCAUCAGCCACCGGAUGCUCGUUGUGUUUCGUAAUAUUUUUCGGAAUGGCAGCAUUGAAGAGUGCAUUGCAAUUAAAGUUCUAGAGGAUUGGUGCAUGUGAUAUUUUUAGUAUUAGUCUCAAACGUUAGCUCUCUGAUCAAAUCAAUUUUGAUUCACACCCUUUUUGUGUAUUAACCAUCAAAUCCACCAAAUCAAACAAGUAAAUCACUCAGACUUCUACACCUACAGUAUACAUGUGUGUGUGUAGUAGGAUUCCUGGCUUUUUAUGUACUCCACUUUAACAAUUUUUGAGGUUAUUUUGGCCACUUCUACACAAGAAAAAAUUAGAAAAUUUUAUGUAACUAUUAAAGAAAUGGAUGGAAUAAAUGGAUUUUAUUUUUCAAUAAUUUUA
Messenger RNA from Bradysia coprophila, 2583 nucleotides. RefSeq lists its product as uncharacterized. The record is from RefSeq and is a predicted model, not a curated record. NCBI's taxonomy places the organism in Eukaryota, Metazoa, Arthropoda, Insecta, Diptera, Sciaridae.